AAAUAAUAAUAAUAAUUCAAGGAGAGACCUGAGGAAGAACUUAAGAUUUAAAAAAAAAAGAAAAAGAAAAAGUAAAACCUUGGAUUAUAAUGGCUUCCUGCCCCUCUUUCUCAGUGGUCUUUCUGGCCACCGCUUCCCUCCUCCUCACUGGCCAUGCCACUGCUCGCAAUCUUGAAGAAUCCUACGAUCUGUGCCAGAAUGCAGACUUCAAAGAUCUCUGCAGGAACACCAUACAAGGAACAAACGACCCCAAUGCUGCUGUAGAAAUGUCUAUCAACAAGUUGAUAACCAAGACAGAGAAUGUCAAGAAGGUGGACGAAAGGGUGAGUAAGCAGCCAAAGAUGUCGGCAUGCAGUAGCAAUUAUGACUCCGCCAUCAAUAACCUAAAGAAGGCUCUGGAAAGUGUGAAGCAGAAGGACAAGCAGGCGCUCAUGACCGCUCUCAGUCAUGUCGUCGAAGAUUAUUCUACGUGCGACGAUAUGGUGGCGGAUGGACCGCUUAAGUCCCCUCUGGGAAGUUCUAACCAGGACAUGAUCCAGAUGGUUAGCAACAUCUUGGCAUUGGCUACUAUGAUUAAAUUUUAAUAAUGGAUCUCUGGAUUGCAUUUGUCUGGGGGUCGCAACAUUAGAAGAGGAGGAUGAGGAAGUUCGAUUGGUUUAGCUGAUACCUAACUACGUAUAUAUGUAUUUAUUUAUUUUUCCCAAUAACUAGAAGCUUAUUUUGUGCCAUUUGGUGUUUAUAAUUAACAUUUGGCAAGAAU
Rubroshorea leprosula is the source of this 760-nucleotide messenger RNA. Lineage: Eukaryota; Viridiplantae; Streptophyta; Magnoliopsida; Malvales; Dipterocarpaceae. The record is from the annotation of a GenBank genome assembly.